Colletotrichum godetiae is the source of this 784-nucleotide messenger RNA. RefSeq lists its product as uncharacterized. The coding region runs from base 240 to 668 and encodes 142 amino acids. NCBI's taxonomy places the organism in Eukaryota, Fungi, Ascomycota, Sordariomycetes, Glomerellales, Glomerellaceae. The record is from RefSeq and is a predicted model, not a curated record. The transcript has a single exon.
UAGGGCGAUCUACCUGCCCAAAUGGUGUGUUUCGGUCUCGGUCUCUUUUCUCAUGAGAAGCUCUUUGAGAUCUUGGCAGAGGCGAAGGACAUGCGAAUAAGCUGGGACACCUUGAAAUCUUCAUCUGACUCAGUAGUCUAAGAAAUUUCUCACUUGUGGAGUGCUCUCAUCUAUUCUGAAUACUCUGAACCAUAGCGGCUAAUGUUCCACCCUUGAAAUGGUGUUUGAACAAACUUGUAAUGUUAAACCACAGUUCAAGUAGCAUCUUCUACUUAUUCAUUGUAGUAACUCAAAACUCUUCUAAACAAUAUCUCUGCAAUGCCCUCUGCGAUUGUUCACCGAGAGGUCCUCCAACAUCGUGCGAUAGGCAGGCACGCAGGCCAGGCACGCAGGCCAUUGCGAUUUGCCAAGACACGAACAUGGUACACACGGCAGGCACUGUGGCACCAAAGAGGCAGAAGAGACUCCAAUGUCUCAGAAGCUUCUGGUUGAGUUCGUCGUGUCGUGUCUCACAGAGAUCGACGACUAGAUCCGUCCAAAAAGAACCCAAAUCCGGUGGACGACGAUCAUCUCUACUGGCAGCUCUCAAGGUUGCCAAGAGUCCCGAGAACCAGAUUGCUGGGGACCUUGUCAGCUUUGUGCGAGAGCCCCUCGCUGAGUUACUCUGAGAAUGUCUUGUCUCAGAGGCCGGCGGGCCCCCAUCGUGCACUAGAUGGGUUCCCGAAGGGAAAAGAGAUGAACGGUAGGUAACACAAAGUCGAGGUGAUCGAAAACCUUGUUUGUG